Molecule: messenger RNA, 1800 nt
Organism: Thamnophis elegans (Western terrestrial garter snake)
Lineage: Eukaryota; Metazoa; Chordata; Lepidosauria; Squamata; Natricidae
Product: TBC1 domain family member 24-like
Exons: 7
Coding region: 1-1800 (599 amino acids)
Source: RefSeq, a predicted model, not a curated record
AUGGAUAUCCUAAAGGACAGCAACUUGGCCAUCGCACAAGAGACAGUUAAUCCAAUUAAAGAACCUGUGCAAAUCAUUGCCAAGGCUGGGACAUGGGAUAGUAAUUUAGCUUCCUACCUAGGCUGCAGUGUAUUUGUGGAUCAGAGCAAAAUCCCCAAACUGAAUGAUCAUCAGGACUCUUACGAACAGUUCCUUGGCAAGUCUAGGAAAGAGAUGAAGAAGCUAGCAAGGGAAGGAUGUUGGGCUGGAAGCCAUACCCUGAGAGCCAAGGCUUACCAGCACAUUAUCCAAGAUAUACCAUGCCGCCUAAUGACUCCUGAUGCCUUCGUCUACCGAGAUGUGGCCAGCAAGUUAUUUGGAAACCAGAGUGAAAGUUUCGAUCCCUUGCCUGAAUUCCUGUCAGGAAGCAUCAUGCCCGAAUACUGCCUCACUCCAGAAGGGAUAACGGCUUUGAAGAAAAUACUUAUCUGCAUUUCCAGUCUCUACCCUGAGAUUACAUACUGUCCUUUGCUCCCAGCUGUGACUGCUCUGCUGCUCCAUUACAGCCAAGAUGAGGCCCAAUGCUUUGAGAUUACUUGCCGACUCCUCUACUCCAAGGCUCCCCACACCACCUACAUAGACCAGUCCUUCCUGGCUCAUGAGGCCUCCUGUAUGACCUUAAGGGACUUAGCCAAUAAGCACUGCCCAGCAGCCCAUCAACUGAUAGCAAGCUCGUCAGACAUUUUUGAGGUGUACUCUGAGUGGUUGGUGUGGCUCUUUGAUGAUCUUCCCUUUAAUUAUGUCAUUCGCAUCUUUGAUGUGUAUCUCUUGGAGGGGCAAAAAGUCCUUUACCGCAUUGCUCUGGCACUGCUGAAGCAAUACCGUCUCUUUAUGACCUCAAAAGGACAAGAGGUAGUUGACAUCAAGGGAAGCUUGCAGGCUUUCCUGUGGGACAUUCAGGAAUACUUGGCGGCUGACAAGCUUUUAGAGAAAGCAUUUGGCAUCCGGCUUUUUUCCCGCAAAGAAAUCUGGCUUCUUCAAAUGGCUAACCGGAAGGCUCUGGUGCAUAAAGGAGUAACUAUGGUGCAUCACAGACAACCAUUCCACCUCAUUGUGAAUGCACAUAAUUUUAGUUCCACCAUUGUUAAAGCUCAAGAAAUGCGCAUUGUGUGGUCCUGGAUCCCAGAACGAUUUUCUUUAUACCCACCUGUUCUUUUAUUCUCAACUUCUGAAAACGGAUACAGUUUGCAAAGGUUUUAUUCCUGCUGUGAAGGCUAUGAGCCAACUUUACUGUUGUUAAAAAACACACUGGGAGAAGUAUGUGGAGCAUUUCUUUCCUCUGACUGGAAGGAAAGAAAAAAACGGGGAGGAACAAGUUUCUUUGGAACAGGAGAAUGCUUUAUUUUUACAGUACAUCCUAAAAUGGAGCGGUAUGAAUGGGUUUUCAUCAAGAAGCCAGAACAAGCGAAAGCUCUACCUUGUCCCCAACGCCAGCGUUCUCCAUCUCCCUUUUCUUUGGAGAGGCACAGAACAACCAGCUCAAAUCAUCUCACUGUACCAAAGUUAGAAACAAUUAAAUACCGUCUCUCUCCCUUCCUGGCAAUUAGACACUUCAACUUGCCUUCCAAAACAGCCUCCAUGUUUAUGUCUGGAAGCCAGGAAGGCAUCGUCAUAGGGGGAGGCGGAGGCCAGGCUCUGUAUGUUGAUGCUAAUCUGAAUCAUGGAAGAACAGAACACUGUGAAACAUUUGACAAUCCACCUCUCUGCCAACAAAACUUCCAGGUCCAGCUACUGGAAGUUUGGGGAUUUCAAAACUCUUGA